AUGUCCCAGAAAUUCGUACCAGAAGCAGCGGAAAUCUGCGAGAAGUCACUCAAGAAAUUCGUGUCACUGGUAGGAUCCGUUGAUAAGCUGCUGGUCAUUACUGGCGCCGGAAUUUCCACUGAAUCCGGCAUACCCGACUAUCGAUCAAAAGAUGUUGGGUUGUAUGCAAGAAUCUCACAUAAGCCAAUCUAUCACCAGGAUUACAUGAGGUCAAAUCGCUGCAGGCAGAGAUACUGGUCUCGCAACUUUCUUGCUUGGCCUCGCUUUGGUCAAGCUGCUCCAAACAUUAACCACUACUCACUAGCCAAAUGGGAAGCUUCGGAACGUUUCCUCUGGCUUAUCACACAGAAUGUUGAUGGUCUUCAUCAUAAAGCUGGCUCAAAGAUGGUCACAGAGCUACAUGGAAAUGCGUUAGGAGUCCAGUGCACGAAUUGUGACUACAAGGAGUCUAGACAAGACUACCAAGAGAAGCUGGACAAGGCCAACCCAGGAUUCAAGGAUACUCAUGUGGCUCCUGGAGAAAUCGCACCAGAUGGAGAUAUCAUUUUACCGCUGGGAACUGAGAAAGGAUUCAAAAUUCCAGAGUGUCCGUGUUGCGGUGGUCUUAUGAAGACUUCAGUCACAUUCUUUGGGGACAAUGUUCCAAUUGACAAAGUCAACUUCUGCUACGAAAAAGUUGCGGAGUGUGAUGGAAUAUUGAGUCUCGGCUCAUCUCUUGCAGUACUGUCUGGUUUCCGAUUCAUCCAUCAUGCAAACUUGCAAAAGAAGCCAGUCUUCAUUGUGAAUAUCGGACCAACUCGUGCAGAUCAUAUGGCAACGAUGAAAUUGGACUAUAAAAUUUCUGAUGUUCUUAAAGAGAUGUGA
Molecule: messenger RNA, 864 nt
Organism: Caenorhabditis remanei
Lineage: Eukaryota; Metazoa; Nematoda; Chromadorea; Rhabditida; Rhabditidae
Exons: 7
Coding region: 1-864 (287 amino acids)
Molecular function (GO): NAD+ binding; NAD-dependent protein lysine deacetylase activity
Source: RefSeq, a predicted model, not a curated record